Messenger RNA from Varanus komodoensis (Komodo dragon), 645 nucleotides. It is a transcript of the gene TMEM254, whose product is annotated as transmembrane protein 254. The coding region runs from base 11 to 430 and encodes 139 amino acids. NCBI's taxonomy places the organism in Eukaryota, Metazoa, Chordata, Lepidosauria, Squamata, Varanidae. The record is from RefSeq and is a predicted model, not a curated record. The transcript is spliced from 4 exons.
CGGCGCAGGCAUGGCGGCGGGAUCGGCAGUGCAGGGCGGCUCCGGGCGCCCCAGGCAGAGCAAGGAUGCCGGCAACCCCUGCACCUACUUCCGACGCGCCGACCUGCUCUGGAUGGCGGUGAUCGGCGUCGGCCUGCUCUACUACAGUUGGGUCGUCUUCGCACCUUCAACAGUCCCUUAUGGCCUCCUGGGACCAUUUGGCAGUGCAACGAAAUAUUUGCUGAAGCAUCAUAAAAUUUGGCUCCAAGUGGGGUAUGUGGUGACCUGGUUAAUCCAUAUAGGAGAAGCCUUGUAUUCACUCAAGCUGUGCAAGGCCAAAGGCAUCACAGACAAAGCAACUCAGCUUCGGUGGUUUGUUCAGACUUUUUUUUUUGGAAUGGCUUCGUUUCACCUGCUUUUGUUUUACAAACCACAGAGGAAGCAUGAAUGAAGAGUUCAACCGGAAGGACAAGUGCAAACGCAGUCCAGCUUUGGGGUAUUGUUUUCCGUCGAAGACUGGCUCCGACCACUACCUGUUUAGGUUUUAGAAGUACAUAGAUGUGUACUUAUGUAGAAAGAGCUCAGAUGUCUUCUAGAUGAGUCCUGUCGUUUUAUAACUAUGGAUGAAGUGAGGAAACUAACUGAUUAAAUACUUCUGGAAAUGAA